Dendroctonus ponderosae (mountain pine beetle) is the source of this 1099-nucleotide messenger RNA. Its product is annotated as tRNA methyltransferase 10 homolog A-like. Gene Ontology annotation, molecular function: tRNA binding. Gene Ontology annotation, biological process: tRNA N1-guanine methylation. The record is from RefSeq and is a predicted model, not a curated record. Gene Ontology annotation, cellular component: nucleus; nucleoplasm. The transcript has 4 exons. The coding region runs from base 92 to 1012 and encodes 306 amino acids. Lineage: Eukaryota; Metazoa; Arthropoda; Insecta; Coleoptera; Curculionidae.
GACAGACUGAAUGGCGAAUGACUUUUAAGGUUAUAAACUAGUAACCUAAAAAUCUGCUGGUGCAGAAAACUCGUGGUUUCUCGCCUUAAAAAUGACCGAAAAUUCUACAAAUUCAAUGGAAACUCUACCAGAUGCAACCAGUGAACGAAUAGAGAGCAAUUUGGGCCAAUCAGAACGCUUGUCCGCGGAAGCCCUAAACAGCCCCAUAUCGACAGAGCACGGUGAUGAAAAGUUCAAUGGGGUGGAGAUAUCAAAACUGACUAAACGGCAGUUGAAAAAGUACCACAAGUACAUGCAAUGGCAGAAGGCGAAGAAAGAAAAACGCAGCAAGGAGAAGCAGAAGAGCAAAGAGAAACGCAAACAUGCCAAGCUCAACAACAUCGAUCUGGGCCCCAGCCGGAAGGAGCUGAAAAGGAAGACGAUGGAAGCUAGUCCUUGUCAAACUGCAGUGUGCAUUGACUUGAGCUUCGACGAUUUAAUGAUUGACAAGGAUAUGGCCAAGACAGUAAAGCAAAUUUUACGGGUGUAUACUGAAAACCGGAGGGCGUCCGCUCCCAUGCAACUUCACCUAAGCAGCUUUAAGGGGCGCAGCAAGGAAGAAAUGGAAAGGCACAAUGGAUACCAGCAUUGGGACAUUCACUUUCACGAGAGCCACUAUUUGGACAUUUUCCCUAGGGACAAGCUAGUUUAUUUAACAAGCGACAGCGACAACGUUAUACACAAUCUGGAAGACGACAAAGUUUAUAUAAUUGGCGGUUUAGUGGACCAUAAUGGGCAUAAAGGCAUCUGCUACAAUAAAGCUGUAGAAGAGGGCAUAGCACAUGGUCAGCUUCCAAUUGGAGAAUAUUUCUGGAUGAAACAACGAAAGGUCUUAACAAUAAAUCAAGUCUUCGAGAUCCUAAUCAGAGUCAGUGAAGGCAAAACGUUCAAAGAGGCAUUUGAACUGAUUCUUCCCAGAAGAAAAGAAAUAGUGUCUCUCACCAAAACACCCGAGAAAACAAAGUGUGAUUGAAGUGAUCAAGUUAAGAGAAACACUAGGAAAUAUUUGAUAUGAUUAUAUUAAGAAACGGGCCGUUUUCAAAAUAUACAUUUUACUUAA